Messenger RNA from Meloidogyne enterolobii, 1195 nucleotides. The record is from the annotation of a GenBank genome assembly. Lineage: Eukaryota; Metazoa; Nematoda; Chromadorea; Rhabditida; Meloidogynidae.
UCUUCCCUCUUCUCUAUUUUAUUUAUUCAUCCAAGCUCUUCCAUCCUAUCCUAAACUUUCCCCUUCCAAAUUCUUUCAAAAUCACACAACAUUUUUCUUUUCAAUGGCGCUUUGUCUCAUUUUCCCUUUUUUUAAUUUUUUCCUGCUCCCAUUUAUUGUCAAACAACGGCCAAAAAAUUUAUAUUUAUUUCUUCAUUUCCCCCAACGCUUCUUCUCCUAGCUUUUACUAUCAAAUAAAUAUAAAUAAAUAUAUAAAGCAUUUUGGAUGCCUGGUCAUUGUACUGCUCAUUUUUGCCCUUCUUUGAUUUCUCUCUGCUAUCAUUUUUCUUUUUUUCCUGAAAAAAUUUUUGGCGCAACUCAAUAGUUUUUAAAUUACUUUUUAAAAUUAAAAAUAGAAGACGUUCACGAGACUAAAGAACCUCGACUACAAGGAUCCCUGGAAGGAUCCCUGGAUUGAUCCUUAGAUUACACUGAUCCUUCAAGAUCCGUAGACUUGCCCUUUCUUCCAUUUGCCCACCUUGAUUCCAUCAUUUACCGAUCUUGACUUUCCCUGAUUGAAGUUUUCCAUCUUUCCAAGUGCCAACAUGACCAAGCCAAAAGAGAUGUCCAAAUUAACAACCCCCUUCACCUCUCAGAUUCCAUUUCUCCUCACAUUUCCUCCAAAUGGCCACAGGACUGCUAAAACAAUGAAAAGCGUCCAUUCCGCUCAUUUCACUUCAUAUAUUUAUUCGCUUUUCCUUUUUUUGUCACAAAAACUUUUUUCAGUCUUCACUUCAUUUUGUCCUUCAUUUACUCCUCUCCCCUCAUUAUUUCCCCCUCCUAUUAAAAGCCUCCCCCCUUCCCCUUGUUGAUUCCGUUGUGUGAUACUAGGACUGAAUGCUCUGUUGCAGUUCGUGUCCUUGUUUAUCUGCUACUGUUCCUUUUUUCACAUCCCCUCCAUACUAAAAAAACCUUCCUCCAACACACGGGCCAUUGAUUUUUAGUGGAUCUUUUUUCUUUCAUUUUUUACAUCCUUAUCUAGAGUUUUGGGAGAAAAGAAAGUAAAUGGCCCCCUAAAUAUAUAUACUUUUUCUAUUUAUAUUUUAGUUUAAGCAAAAAAAGUAAACGGGGAGAGACAGGGCUUUUUGGUAAGCAAAGAUUGUGCUUCUCUUUUUUUGUAUUUUUUAUUUUAUUAAAUGAUAAGCGCUUCUGUUUU